CAUCAUCAUGUCUCUCAGCUCUCCCCACCGAGCACUCUCCGGCCGUCCCAUCCUCAUCGGUGUCGGCGGCGCCACCUCUUCCGGGAAGAGCACGCUCGCCGCUCGCUUGGCUCCGUUGAUCAACGGCACCAUCUUGCCGCAGGAUGACUUUGCGCUGCCCGAGAGCGAGCUGCGGUAUGACGAGCGCAUUGACGGCAAGGACUGGGACGAUCCAGAACAUAGUAUCGACUACCCACGUUUCGCACGUGCCCUCAAAGGCCUCCACGAAGGCCAGCCGCCGCCUCCCUCGCCCAAGAACACGGCACAAAGCACGCCGGAGCCCUCUGCACGUCCGAUUUCCCCUCCCUCACUGGCGGGCAUUCGUGCCGCACUGGCGCAGCUCAAGGCGCCCGUCUUUCUCAUCGACGGCUUCCUGCUCUACUACGACCGCGACGUACGGGCGCAGCUGGAUGUGUGCCUGUUGUUGAGGGGACACGAGGAGGAGGUGCGGGCGAGAAGAGAGGGGAGAGUGUAUGAUACCGCUGAGGGCACCACCUGGAGUGAUCCGCCGAACUAUUUCCCCCUCAUCCUCUGGCCCUCCUACCUAAAAGCGCAUCGCCGGCUCUUCGAGAAUGGCGAUGUCGAGGCUGGCGCGCUCGCGAAGCCAGGCGCAGGAGACGAAGCGGAGCCUCAAGGUGCGGCUUUCGAGCCGCUCACGCUCAUUGAGACGCGAGGUAGGAGCGAGGAGGAGGUGCUGGUGCAUGCGUGUGAGGCACUCGAGAAGGAGCUGGCCAGGUUGGUGCGGGAACGCAGAGGCAACUGAGGCCACUUUCUGCGCGGCUCUGGCGCCCCCCGCACUUGUCACGCAUCGAUACCCAGGCUCGCGACGGACGCAAUAGAAUUAAGUAUCGGUCCCACUCG
Molecule: messenger RNA, 900 nt
Organism: Tilletiopsis washingtonensis
Lineage: Eukaryota; Fungi; Basidiomycota; Exobasidiomycetes; Entylomatales
Product: P-loop containing nucleoside triphosphate hydrolase protein
Exons: 4
Coding region: 8-802 (264 amino acids)
Cellular component (GO): cytoplasm
Source: RefSeq, a predicted model, not a curated record